This is a messenger RNA of Tyto alba (common barn owl), 1311 nucleotides long. RefSeq lists its product as uncharacterized. The record is from RefSeq and is a predicted model, not a curated record. The coding region runs from base 83 to 856 and encodes 257 amino acids. NCBI's taxonomy places the organism in Eukaryota, Metazoa, Chordata, Aves, Strigiformes, Tytonidae. The transcript has 9 exons.
UCCCAACAGAGACAAUAGCAGGCAAAAUAAGGACUGGAAGAGAGGCAACUCAGGUUAUCAGGAUUUCUUGAGUUCUUCUGCAAUGCUGCUCCGCUCGGGCCGCAGAAAGCCAUAUGAAGUGUCUCUCCAUGGAAGGCAUUCUGUUAAGAGACAAUCUCAGCUGACAGCUGUGAAAACAGCUUCUGAGAAGUCAGAUCCGAUUUUCAAAGUGCAAAACCGGGAAACAGGUGCAGGCUUCUGUGCGCAACCUUGCUCUGGCUCUGGCUCCCAACAGCGCUCUCUCCCCCACUUGUUUAGUCUGCGAGAAACACUGAAAUGCUAUAUACUGACUGAAGAUUCAAAAACAGUGCAUUUUGACAUAGAUGAAGAUGGUCAUCAUGAAAUAUCAACUAAAGAUUCACAAUCCCAUGAAGAUAUUGCAUGGUUAAGCGUGUUCACAAGGAAUGAACCGACAGUUACUGGUAAGAGUCCUGUGGGAAGAAAAGAUUCUAAAAAUUUGGUGAUCCUCACGCAGAGAUCAAAGCUUAAUGAAUUUGUCUUGUUGUGCAAGGGUAAGAAGCAGCUCUCUCUGAAGGUCUUAAAAGCAUCCUGUUCAGAGCCAGAUUAUCCUUCAGUGGAAAGCUGCAACAUGAAAACAUGCAACCACGAAGAUCCUGACUUCAAACAGCUGAGUGAAGAUAAUCACUUUUUCAUCAUGCAUUACCAAGGAGAUUCAGUGCAGUUCCAGUGCUAUGAAGAUACAAGUUACUACCUGUAUGUGAAUGAUGACUCACUUGAUAUUCGCAAACCGGAAAACGAAGAACCCAAUGAGGACAAAAAUUUUUACUUCAGGGUGUCCUAUUUACAGGAAAAGUAACUUGUCUACCUUUCAGUGAACUUUCAGUGUCCAUACAACUCCUACAGUAAGCUAACACGAGACAAGGAAGGUUGAGAUCAACUAAUUUCCAUUUUGGCUUAAUUUUUACUUUUUUGUAAUUUCUCGAGUCACCAUUUUGCAUGAGUAACAUCCUUUAUUCUUGUGCUUUCAAUAGGAAAAGACAAAAGCUAAGUUUGAAAAACAUACUAACUGAUCAAUCUCUUUAUGUCUUACCUGCACUGUUACGGUUUUAAGGAGCUGAAUUCUUUUGGAAGGGGAAAAAUACAGAAGAUAUUUUGAAGAUAUGGGAAAAAGAAGGAAGCAGACCUGAUGUGAAAUACAAAGCACAGUUAGUUCUCUAUGUGAUAAACACUGUACUUUUAAAAAAGUAUCUCUUAUGAGCCCACAGAAACUUGAGAAGAAAACAUUCAAAAGUUAUUAAAUGCAUUUGUGCA